AUGAAUGUUUUCUCCAAGCUUUUGGACCUUGGUGUUAAGGAGGGGAUCUUCAUAUUUCACCCGAAAUGCAAGAGGAUUGGUCUUACCCACCGUUGCUUCGCGGAUGAUCUAAUUAUUAUUUCUAGAGGGUCUCUUGACUCUGUUUGUGGGAUUAAGUGUGUUCUUGAUAUAUUUCAUGAGAUGUAUGGGUUUUGGUUUAAUGCGACUAAGAGUGACUUGUUUGUUUCAGGGGUUUCGGAGAUAGAGCUUGCGAAGAUUUGUGAGUGUAAUGGAUUUAAAUUGGGGAGGCUUCCAGUUCGUUAUUUGGUUGUUCCUUUGGUCAUUAGAAAGCUUGGUGAGAAAGAUUACCAGGGUGUGAUUGAGAAGAUUCGAUCCAUGCUUAAUUAA
This is a messenger RNA of Hibiscus syriacus, 387 nucleotides long. RefSeq lists its product as uncharacterized. The transcript has a single exon. The coding region runs from base 1 to 387 and encodes 128 amino acids. The record is from RefSeq and is a predicted model, not a curated record. Lineage: Eukaryota; Viridiplantae; Streptophyta; Magnoliopsida; Malvales; Malvaceae.